AUGACUGAGGUUCCACAGGCAUCGGUGCCCGGUGAUUUCAGCUGGUUGGAAGGACACAUUGCCAUGGACAAGUUUUCGACAUUUGACUGGCUACGCGAAUUUGGAUUCCCCGAUAAUUUUCCAGAUUGGUCUCCAUUCCCCCAAAAUAAGACCUACACAGCUUCGCACCAGGACUAUGAAAAUGAACACUAUAAUUCGAUGAAAGAUCUUUUGCAUAUACCUAACCUUCAAAACGAUAUCCUGGAGCCUAUGCGCGAGGCACUCCACAACGGAAGUGUGGAGAUCAAACACAUCGUCCUUGUCAAGUUGGAAAGCACUCGCCAAAAUGUGUGGCCUUUCCGCUCUAGCUCCCACAUCAUGAACCACAUCAAAGAGUCCUACAACGACGAGAUCCCGGAGGAAAUUAAGCGACACCUUCCCAAACUUACCCCCACCGCCCAAAGGUUGACCGGAGUUGAGACUGGCUUUGAAAAUAUCACCGAUCCCCCAAAGCCUUAUGGUGGCAUCGGUCCCACCAAUGCCUUUACAGCCCGCACAUGUACCAUGAAAAGUCUGACUGGCACCGUGUGUGGUGUCAGUGCUAUGGCGGUCGAAGGUAACCUCGAAUACUACCACGAUUUCUACCAGCCCUGCUUGCCGCAUAUUCUCAAAGCAGUCAGCUAUCAACCAAACAUCAGCAGUGAUGCAGAUGAUUGGACUUCAUGGCCGUGGCAAACACAGUGGAUGCAGUCGCAUUACGGUACCUGGGAUAUGCAGUAUAAGCAUACUACAGCAAUGGGGUUUCAGGAUAAUGAGAAGGAGACAAAUUAUGGCCACGAAGACAAAGUUCUGAAAAAGUAUUACUUCAAGCCUGGAGAAUAUGGAGGGAUCCUCGAUGGCUCAUGGAUUGGACGCAAAAAGGCAAUAAACAACUACCUCAACACGAUCAUUUACCAGGAUGAGUGGGUUGCUGAUAUGCUCGAGAUUCUCGAAGAGGCCGGAAUAGCUGAUGAGACACUCUUGGUGAUGGCCGGUGACCACGGUAUAUCCCUUCCAAACGAAGGUGGUGUAACAGCCAACCACGAUCCCCACGUCGGAGACUUUCACGUCCCAUUAUACUUCUCCCACCCUAAACUUCCCCAAAUCGAAGUAACCAGUCCAGUCGUCUCAACACAAAUACUACCCACAAUCCUCGAUCUCCUAAUCGAAUUAUCCUCUCUUACUGAGCAAGAUGGCAAGCGAGAAUGGCACUUCUCCACCAUGAACCCCGGCGGAACGUGGUUCUCCAUGCGAGACGCUGUAAAUCCGUACCGUUUGGUCGUCCCUCUUGUCGAAGAUGCCCCGUGGCGAUUUACUGAUAUUGUUACCGAUCCAUUCGAGCUCCACCCUGACGAAGAGCUAGACUAUCUGAGCCUGUUUAUGGAUGUUGAGGCGCGGCAUGGUGUUGAUGCUUCAACUUGGCUCAAUCAGGCGGCUCAUGUGGCUUAUUGGUGGAUUCCGGAGAACCAUCGUCGCUGGAAAUAUGAGGCUGAAGAAGAGGGUGAUUAA
Messenger RNA from Penicillium odoratum, 1527 nucleotides. RefSeq lists its product as uncharacterized. The record is from RefSeq and is a predicted model, not a curated record. The coding region runs from base 1 to 1527 and encodes 508 amino acids. NCBI's taxonomy places the organism in Eukaryota, Fungi, Ascomycota, Eurotiomycetes, Eurotiales, Aspergillaceae. The transcript is spliced from 4 exons.